Molecule: messenger RNA, 3962 nt
Organism: Osmerus eperlanus (European smelt)
Lineage: Eukaryota; Metazoa; Chordata; Actinopteri; Osmeriformes; Osmeridae
Product: major intrinsically disordered Notch2-binding receptor 1-like
Exons: 3
Coding region: 129-2537 (802 amino acids)
Biological process (GO): negative regulation of TOR signaling; negative regulation of cell population proliferation
Cellular component (GO): plasma membrane
Source: RefSeq, a predicted model, not a curated record
UAACAUUUUCAGUUGUUUUGGCAAUUAACAUUUGAAGAAAAGAAUCCUUACAUUUACAACACAUUUUCUAAACGUAUGCAUGGUCCUUAGUGUUCUGAGAUGUUUUUGGUCUCUGUUUUAGGUCAACAAUGGCCAACUUGCAACAGGAGUACCCACUGGUUCUGUUGGGAAUUCUGGAGGAACUGGCCAACAUGCGCCAUUGGCUGUCCUUCCAGGACUUGUGUCGGAUGGUCAGCACUCGCUUUGACUUGGAGCAUCUUGUUGAACUCAGGAGUCUGCUAUUCUCUGCAGCUUGUCGUGAUUCCUGCUUCCCCGCCACCCUCUUCAGAGACAGGGUCACAACAAGAGGGUUGGGGCUUUCCCCCAUAGGCGUGGCUGCCGACAUCGUCACUAUUUUCAACCUCAUCCAAAUGACGGGCAGUGCUGGCAUUGAGACCCAUCCAAUAAGAUCACAUCUCAUCCUUCCUGUCGACCAAUCACCAGGGCCAUCUUUGCCUGGUGCUGAUGAUCUAAGAUUUGCAGGACAAUAUUGGACACGUGCCCACUCAGACUCAGGGAGUAGGACUAUUGACCAGCGCAUGCUCUUUCCUAAAUUCAAUUACUCAGUCCGCAAGCGUGGUAGUCUACCUCCCGAUCCCAUAUCUCUGGUGUCUUCCCCUCCAGCCCGAGCUAGGGCUGUUUCGUUUGACUGGCCUCACAAUACCCCACUAUUUUCCAGUGGCAGGGUUCCAGGGCAAGCUAUGCAGAGUAUCUAUCUUCCACUGGAGACAGACAGUGAAUCUUCCACCCAGGAUUCGCUCAGUGGGGACUCUGCCCCCAAGGAUGUCUUUGAAACAGGACCGGAGGGGUCCUGUGUGAAGAGAAGAGACAUCUUCAAGAAGGACUUCCAUAACCAGUCGCCACUUAUUCCCCAAGUGACUAUCAGUAGCGAUUCUCCAAGUCCAAGAGGAGGCGAUGAAAAAUUGUUUACCAACCACAGCUUUGAGGUGCUCACCAACCCAUAUCCGUCACCCACAGCCGAUCGUCCUUCACCAGAGCGUCGUGCCAAGCAUGAAAGCUUCGAUGACAUACAAGACUCCACCUACUUUGGCCCAGCAGGCACCCCAGAGUGGUCUACUGUCCAUCUUCAACCCCCCAGAAGCCAAAAGACAAUAUGGACUGAAAAGAGUAUGAGUGUGGAUAGUAAUGUUGGUUCAAGGCGAGCCAUGUUGGAUUCCAAUCAGUCCCAUCCCAGUCGGUCCACCCCAACCCUCAACCCAGGGGUAUCUUCUGGUCGAGUGAGGCGUAGGAAAUAUGGGGAAGAUGAGGUGGUUGCAAGCAAAGGGACCCAAACGGACCCUCCAGACCCUCGCAGACUUCGUAGCUUGGUCCAUGCUGACCGCCUCUCCUUCAUGACCUCUCUCGAUGACCCUGACAUGAUGUGCGAAGACGACAUCAGUGCAAUCUUCCGCUUCUUGGAUGAUAUGAGUGUGUGUGGUUCUACAGGGGUCCUGCAUCCCCAUGAUGGAGGAGGGGGGCCCGCCAGCCAGGACACUCAUGAGGCGAGGCGUGGGCGGCUCGGCCAGCUGCAGAGGCUUUUCCACUCCUUGGAAAGCAGCGACGAUGGCGUGAAAGCCAGCGUGUGUAAGUUGCUUCUACGCAUGAGCCAGAUCGAACGUCAGUUGGAAUCCCUGUCCGAGGUCAAGGCCGAAAUAUCCCAGGUACUCUCCGCGCUUCGCCGUCUUGAUGAGAAAAUCCAAGACCCUAGUAUGAUAGCCGGAGCUGGAGUCAGGGGCCGGUGGCUGGGACCACCUAGUGCUGGACUAUCCUCCAUGGGUAGCCCCCUGGUAUCCCCUGAUACAGAGUCUUCGGAGCCUCAGCCUCUCUCAGUCUCUGGACAUCUGUUUCCAGGAACUAGCAGUGGAAGUCUGGAUUGGAACAAGUGGAAUGUGAGUGGUGAACAGAAGGAAGAUAGUGGGGGUCAAAAUGACAUUAAAGGUGGGAAAGGAGGUAAAAAGGGAAUACUUUCACGCCGUGCCUCCAAAUCUCAGUCUGAAGAGAAGAGCGUUGUGGAUUCCAAACGGCCAAGCGUGUCAAAUUCUGCAAGGGAUUGGGCAGUGUCAUUUUCAAAGAAUAAAGACGGAAAGGCAAAUCAUGGAAAAACUGGACAGGUGGAACAAACAACCAGUACCUCCAACCUGCUGCCCUCAAAACCCUCCCACUUGGUGGAACAGGUAUUCAACUCUGCCCUCUUUCGCCAGAAGGGGGGUGGCUUAACCUCUGGUUUCAUCAAUGACCCUCGACUGGCUGAAGGAGGACCAGUAUGGACUGUGGGGGAGAGGAUAUCACCUUUAGACCUGCAGGCCCGGGAGUCUUUGAACCCCAACAAUAUGGAUUUUUGGAUGGAAGACAUUUACACCCCAGGCUACGACGCACUGCUCAGACGCAAGGAGGCUGACCUUCGCAGAGCAAAAGUCUGCAAGGUGGGGGCACUUAUCGCCACGGCCGUCACUAUCAUCUUAGUCAUUGUCAUCCCUCUCUGUACUAUGAAGUCAUGAGAUGUUGACUGAUCAAGAAACACAGACUUAAUAAUGAUCAAUUGAUGCAGAAGUGUGUCCAUGUACCCCUCAUCUUGUAAAGGCAAGUGUGAUUUUUGAUGUAUGCAUAUUCAACAUGAAAUGGGGUCUAAAUAUGAAAUUGUAUUAUACCUGUACUUGUAAGUCACCAACAUCUUCAGGUGAGAAGAGUCCAAACUCAAUAGGUACACAUUUGAGUUUUUCUUGUGACGGUAAUUUAGAUUUUAUGUUCUCAAAACACCAAGUUAGUGAGAUAUGUAGAAAUACAUUCAUAGAUAGCAAAAUAUGGCUUAUCUACAAUUUUUUGUUUACAAAUCUCUGAGAGCACAAACUUGGGUCUAGAUUGUCUCUGACUUUGCACUUGUGUAAACAUCAUCCCUUGUUCUUGUAUUUAUUUUCUUAAGGGGAUCAAACAUCAAAUUAUGCAAAUCGGAAAGAGGAAUGGUUUCAUCAUUAUUUUUAUGUUUUUUUUUGGUAUGCAGAUGCAGUUCUGCAAAACCUAAAAUGUGUGCACUGUCUGACCUUGAAUGGCUCAUCCAAGCAACAUUUAAAGCAAGUGCUUGAAUAAAAUAUUUGAUCUUGAAUAAAUAAUGUAUAUUUGGGCAGGUGAAGUGUUAUGGAAUGAUCAUGUCUUUUCAGAAUAUUACUACACCACCUCUGUGCUGUUUUUUGGACUUGUGGAAUAGAGGUGGGGCUUCUUCCAUGAAGCACUCAUCGAACCGGAGAUUUUAGUCAAAUUGAUGUUUGGCUUGCACACACAUCCAACCCAACUAGCAUUGUUUUGCAUGUAUCCACACUUGGCCAUAAUACACAUGAUCCUACAACAUGUGCAGUUGACAUUCUUGAGGUGAUGGUUGACGGUCUUUCCGGUGGUGCCACAUUCCUGUCAAAUGCAGCAUGACUGACUUACACUGAACACAGUUAAUGGAGGGGCAGAGUUUUCUUUUCUUUUAAUUUGGGUCAUGUGGUCAGGAAAAACGGUGAAAACCAUCUGGAUAUUUACAUAUAAACUUAGUUGAACUACAAAGUAAUUAACUUUGAGUGCCAUGGAUAUAUUUUUUAUUGAGUGAAUGAGAAACAAGCAUGUGAUGUAUUUAGCCUGCUUUUGUGCACUAAGACAAACAGGAUGUGCAGGAAUGGGGGGUCGAAAGCACUGCUUUGUCUAAAGUGGAUAUAUGUCUGCAGUGGCUCCCUUGUGUCUAGAUCCAUUACCGUUAUAAUGGUGCUCCUGGAAGCCCCCAGCCUUGCAGUCAGCACAACUUAUUAAAGCUAAUGCCCCCAAAAUAUUUCCAUGUCGGGAUUCCCUUUCCCUCUCUCUAAACAACAGAAAAGUUAUUUCAGAUGUUAUACUUCUUUGUAGCAGUUUCUUCAGUACUUUUGUAAAGGCUACAAUACACCAUGUAAUAA